AUGAAAGGGCCCACGCUCCUAUCUAUAGCGUAUUCUGCGGCUACUUUUUCCACCUUUUAUAUCUUUUUUACAUACCCAAUUGCAUGGAUAAACUAUGCUGAGCGGCCUGAAUAUGAAGUGGUGAACUAUACGAACUAUUCCACAGUAAUUGCAGAAGAAUCAGGAAAUUUCACGUGCACGCUUUAUAUGGAUUAUAAGGAUGCCGAAGACCGAAUGAAAUUUGCGAAUGACAUCAAUACGUGGUAUGUCUUAGGGUUUGCAUUUUGUGACUAUAUACUUAUGGUUACUUGUGCUAUAGGCUCUAUUGUAUAUUGGUAUUAUGUAAUUAAAGAUCCUAAUGAUAAGCAAAACUUAAAACGACAUAUUGUGGUGGAACUCCUAGCUCUGGUUUCUUUAUUGAUAAUCUCACCUCUUAGCUACCCAGCGCUUAUAGAUGACUACAAAAUGUGCAUGGAUGAUAAUUUGCUUAUGAGGUAUGGGUAUUUUAUGAUUAUCCAGAUGAUGUUCUUUGUCAGCCUUUGUGGAGGAGCUUUACUUUAUUUGCUGAUUUUCAAUCAGCACGUUAUGAAAUCCAGACUUGGAGAAAAGCCGGUUAUAUGCUUGCUGGGGCUGGCUAAAUUUUUAUCUGGGGCUUUAUCAAUUGGGUUUUUAUUGCUUUCUGCUUUAAUUGUCUAUCAUUCUAACACAAAAAUAGCUUUGCUUGUGAUUCUUUGUGACGAAGGGGUAGGAUUGAUUACAUUAAUUUACGACGUGUGGAAGCAUAAUUUGAUAUCAGAGAUCCAACCUAUCAUAGGGCCUAAAGCAGUUAAAUCAAGUAGCUAA
Messenger RNA from Blepharisma stoltei, 822 nucleotides. The record is from the annotation of a GenBank genome assembly. NCBI's taxonomy places the organism in Eukaryota, Ciliophora, Heterotrichea, Heterotrichida, Blepharismidae.